AUGUGUGGUCGGACAAUGACGAGACGACCGGCUCGUCGGGAAGAUGUUACGCAAUUAUGUGGUCCUUUGUUGACUGGUCGCAUCCUCACUCGGCGAACGGUUGAAGCAGGUGUGCCAAUUAGGCAGUGGAGCCUGUGCUCCGGUCCGGCAAGGAUAGGACACACAAAUGCGGCCAAGGCAUCCUCAGAAGAGGGGCAGAAGAGACGAACAGGAAGAGGCAAGAUGGAGGACUUCGUCCUCGGGCGGGUCGGGCUGAAGUUGAAAGGUGCAAGAGCACCAAACCAGACUGAUUGCGCCAGUUUGCUCUUCAAAAAGACGGGAUUUGCAUGA
Molecule: messenger RNA, 330 nt
Organism: Protopolystoma xenopodis
Lineage: Eukaryota; Metazoa; Platyhelminthes; Monogenea; Polystomatidea; Polystomatidae
Source: the annotation of a GenBank genome assembly